CGGCCCCCCCCACCACCGGUUAUGGCUCACGCCGCAGGCGUGUCUGGACUCGUAGCAGAAGGCAGCCGCGGACGCAGCCAGCAGUGAGAUUCGGUGGCGGCUGCAGGCGGCCUCAGCACUCACCUGUGUGGGGGAGACCCCGCGCGGCUGGCCAGUGACUAUGCAGCUUGGACUGCUCGCAGCCGUGGUCUUCCUCAGCUCCGUGGAUUACGGCGACAGCCUCAAGGACUCGAAAGGAAGGAGGCACAGACGCAUAAGCACGGAGGUCCCGCCAUCCUGCACGAGAGGCUGUGAGCUGUGCUCCGAGUACAAUGGCUGCCUGAAAUGCAUGCCCAAGCUGUUCAUCCUGCUGGAGCGGAGCGACAUUCGGCAGAUCGGCGUGUGCCUGGCCUCCUGUCCCGUUGGAUACUUCGGCGUCCGCAACCCUGACAUGAACAAGUGCAACAAGUGUAAGAUUGAAAACUGCGAGGCGUGUUUCAGCCGCAAUUUUUGCACAAAAUGUAAGGAGGGCUUAUAUUCACACAGGGGGCGCUGCUACCCCAGCUGCCCCGAAGGCCUCAGCCCCACCAACGGGACGACAGAAUGCGCAAGCAUUGCGCAAUGCGAGCUGGGUGAGUGGGGCCCCUGGGGGUCCUGCAUGAAAAAGAACAAGACGUGCGGAUUCAAGAAGGGAACCCAGACCCGCGUCCGGGAGCCCAUCCAGGCGUCGAGUCUGGAUACUGCCGCCUCGCCCGCGGCCCCCGCUGUUACCUGCGCCCCCGAGACAGAGAUCCGCAAGUGCAUGGCGCAAAAGAAGAUACCCUGUACCAAAGGAGACAGGGGGAAGAAUAAGAACGAGCGCAGGGAGGAGCAGCGGAACAAAGAGAACAAGGAGAACGGCAAGAACCGUGGCCGGGAAGCCAAAGAUGGAGGCAAAGGUGGGGGCAAGAGGAAGAAGCCCCAGGACCGGGUGACCGCUGCUCCGCCCCUCACACCCGGCGGCGUCAAAUAGCUCUGCAGUGGGCGGGGCCAAGUGGGAGGGGAACGAGGAGAGGGCGGGGCCCAGGCCACACCCACCUGCACGUAUACGAAAUGAAUCGGAAAUGAAUGGAAAGAGCAGAGGACCUGCUGGCAAGGAGAGGUAACGGCGAGCAGCGAUGGAGCUCCGUCCCAGUUGGUAGAUGGCCUCCCCCCACCAGGGACGUCACUGUCACUAGACCCACGAAAUAUGUUUAUCCUGCUUUUUCUCCUUUCCCGAGUACAUUAAAUGACAGACAGAUGGCGGCCGAGAGAUGGGAGACCAUCCCAGGAAAUUAGGAUGGGGGGGUCCUCAGAGACCCCCAGGUUCAGACCGAAGCUUUGUGUGGUUUUGACCGUUCAUCUUCUCUUGAUCACUCUCCGCAGUGCUGGCUACCAUCACCUUCCCCGCAUGUAGCAGCGAACAGAGUCGCUUAAAUUUAAUACGGGGGGGAAAUAAACAGCAUUAAAGACUUUUAUUCCUAUUUUACGGUGAGACAGAAGAAAGGCACUGGAACUAAUUUGUGGUUUGUUUGGAGAAAGAAAAAUACACCAACUUCUCAUUAAUAUCUGUAUUGUUCUGCAUAUCUUCUCAAAACCAAGAGAAGAGAAACACCAGCAGCAAGCAAAUCUGGUAGUAUGUCCAUUGCUGGGUCAUUUAUUUCAGAGGAAAUAUUGCUCAGAAGAGAAAAUGAUGUUUUCUGGAAAGUACAUGGUGAACAAAGGACUGUGUAGAUGUGUGCUGAUUGGUGCGCAAUCGUUGUUAGGCCCUGCAGCUUAGCGAAUCAGACAAAAGAGGAGGGACACUUGUAAUGUAACAGUUACUUCUCAAUAACCGCAGUCCUCUGGUUUUUGUAUAAACCAUCUGCUGCUGCUCAGAGCCCAUGUAUGUCUGCAACAGGGUCCGAGAUAUUGCACAGCCUCUUGGGAAUUUUCACGUGGUAUUACAAAAAUAUCGGAGGCAGGACACUUCCUGUCUUAUGUAUCCGACGGCUGCUUCCGCAAAUCGUUGGCUCUGAUGGAGAGGACCAGACAGCCCGGGGUUUGACAUUGCUAUCUGCGCUGUUGCCAUCAUCGCCACCAUGGUUGUCCUCUUCGUCCUCAUCUUCAUCCUCCAUCAUUAUCAUCACCACAUUUUGUUACGCUUUCUCUGGACCUAUUUACACCCACAUACUAGCAUCAUAUAAUAUAUGUGCAUUGUUUUGGAUGGAGACACAUAACUGUCAACUUCAGUUUGUUAAUAAUUAGAAAUAUUAUUAUUGUUAUUAUUAUUAUUAUUAUAAAUCUCAUUAUUUCUGUGAACGCUCUGGAUGGUUAAAUAUAUUGCAGUAAAAGACAGUACCGUAUACUUUAAUAAACAUUCAAAAGCAGUUACACAAAUGAAGCGUGUCUGUUCAAACGCU
Molecule: messenger RNA, 2399 nt
Organism: Brienomyrus brachyistius
Lineage: Eukaryota; Metazoa; Chordata; Actinopteri; Osteoglossiformes; Mormyridae
Gene: rspo1
Product: R-spondin 1
Exons: 5
Coding region: 161-991 (276 amino acids)
Source: RefSeq, a predicted model, not a curated record